This is a messenger RNA of Neoarius graeffei (lesser salmon catfish), 1877 nucleotides long. Its product is annotated as butyrophilin subfamily 1 member A1-like. The coding region runs from base 96 to 1583 and encodes 495 amino acids. The transcript has 12 exons. The record is from RefSeq and is a predicted model, not a curated record. NCBI's taxonomy places the organism in Eukaryota, Metazoa, Chordata, Actinopteri, Siluriformes, Ariidae. Gene Ontology annotation, molecular function: protein binding.
CAGAAACAGGUUACAGAAAUGAAAGCACACCAAACUGAAGUGUGCACAGAGACAAAGAGGCUUUAUCUUUUAGCGUCUUCUUAUAAACCUUAAAAAUGAGGGUUAUUUGUGUGACUCUCCUGAUUCUCUCCAGCUUUGUGGAAUCUCAAUCAGAGGGAUUCCAGGUGGUCGGUCCAGAAGCUCCUCUUGUUGCUGUAGCUGGUGAAGAUCUGGUUCUUCCCUGUUUUCUCAAACCCAACACCAGCGCUGUGGACAUGACAGUGGAAUGGAUGAGACUAGAGGAAGUGGCUUCAUUAGUGCAUCUCUAUGAGGAUCAUGAAGACAGAAAUAAAAAGCAGGCUCAGCCCUACAGAGGAAGAACAUCACUAUUUAAAGAGGAGCUACAGAAAGGCAAUGCUUCACUCAAACUCUCACCUCUCCGAGUCUCUGAUGAAGGAAGCUAUAAGUGUCUCAUUGAGGACAAAUCCUGGUAUGAUGACAUCACUGUUCACAUCAUUGUUGAGGCUCAGGGAAGCCACCCAGUGAUCAUGAUGGAGAGUUAUGAUCACUCAGGAGGGAUUAAUCUAGUGUGCGAGUCCAGAGGCUGGAAACCUGAACCUGAGGUUGUGUGGCUGGACAGAGAAGGAGCCGCUCUGCCUGCUGAAGAUACACAGGCACACAGAGACACUGAGGGCUUCAGUGUGAAAAGCCGCACCACUGUUUAUGAUUAUAGCGACUCCAACAGAUAUUACUGUAGACUUCAACAAAAACAUCACAUGAUGGAGACAGAGGUCAUCAUUAAUCGUAAAGUCUUUGAUGCUUGGAGGUGGGUUGUCGGUGUUUCAGUUUCAGCAUGUCUUAUUGCUGCCGGAUCGAUAGCAAUUGCAGUUAUCUGUAACAAGAAAGAGCUUCAAAAGGAGAAGCAAAAUGCAGCCUCAGAGCUUCAAAAGGAGAAGCAAAAUGCAGCCUCAGAGCUUCAAAAGGAGAAGCAAAAUGCAGAGUUGCAGAGAAAGAGAUCAGAAGAAGAGCGAGAUAAGAAGAAAAAGUUAUUUGCAGUGGAUGUGACUCUGGAUCCUGAUACAGCUCAUCCUGAACUCAUCCUGUCUGCUGAUGGAAAACAAGUGACAGAUGGAGACAAGCGGCAGAAACUCACUGAUACACCACAGAGGUUUGAUCUGUAUCCCUAUGUUGUGGGAAAGCAGAGUUUCUCCUCAGGGAGAUUUUAUUAUGAGGUGCAGGUCAGAGGGAAAACUGUGUGGGAUUUAGGAGUUGUGAGAGAGAACAUUAACAGGAAGGGGUGGAUUACACUGAAACCUCAGAAUGGAUUCUGGACUGUGGGACUGAGGAAUGAGAAUCAGUACUGGGCUAAUGCUGAUCCCGCUGUCCCCCUCCCACUGAGAGAGAAGCUGGAGACGGUGGGGGUGUUUGUGGAUUAUGAUGAGGGUCUGGUCUCCUUUUAUGAUGUGAAGUCCAGAUCUCAUAUCUACUCUUUCACUGCUCAGUCUUUCACUCAGAAACUCUAUCCAUUCUUCAAUCCUUGGUUCAGUUAUGGAGGUAAAAACGCAGCCCCACUGAUCAUCUCUCCUGUAUUUAAACCUGAAUGAAUUUUCACCUCACAGAUUUAAUCAGCUAUUAAAUGGUGAGAAUCAAAAGAAAUAUUUUACUUUUUCUGGUGAAUGUUAGAAAGACAUUUCCCCUUUUAAAGUGCCGUACAGUUUAUUUUAAUACCUGGGGUUUGUUUUCUCAUCAAUAAAUCAUUUGAAUCCUCCAGUCUGUUUUUUACACAUUAUGAUUGUGGAAGUUUGUCGUUGCGAAUCAAAUCUGAAUAAAGCUGAUUUACAGUUCACACUGAGAUUUACUGCAGAAUUGAAUCUGAUCAAUAAAAUGGAUGAAGUUCA